GUUUCCUAAAAAUUGUGUUUACUUUUUUCAGUAGAGGGGUGCUGCAAAAAAGUUGCUCACUACCACAUCUGUAAAUAAAGCACAGUCUGUGCUGCUCUGGUCAAUUUGAAUUCAUGAAAUUGGAAUGUAUUUGAAUUUUUAACUGAUGUUGCGAUGAGAAAAGACAAUGCUGUGAAGGAGUCCCAAAAGGUGCAUGAUGAUGAUCAUUCAACACCAAAUGGAAAACACGUGAAUCCAAGUGAUCCUACUUUGAAUUUGACGCGCAAAAAGAAGGUAGUGUUUAAUAAUGAACUUGAAACCUCUUCUGGAGGAAGCCGACCUUCGUAUGGAACUCCUAAACGCGGUAUUUUGAAAACUUCUACUGCACUUUCUCGUUUAAAACAAACAGAUGAAUCUAAUGAUCAGAAAAAUGGAUUCACAAAUGAAGCAAAUGACACUUUUGAUGACAUUCAGUCUUGGUUUCGAUCUGGUAUUGAGGAUCUUGAACAUGUAGAACGCCCUAUACGUAUUGAAAUCUAUUCCAAGCUAUCAUCAUUUUUGAAGACAUAUACACCAAAUUUACCAGAAGAUCCUAUAUUCCUUCUCUUAAAUCAACUUUGUUCGUUUUUGUUAGCUGAUAGAAGUGCCUGCUUAGACACUGGAAAACCAGAUUUCCACUUGAAUUGUCAAGCAAAUAAGUUACUUAGCGUCCUUCUUUGGCAUCCAACAAUUUCUUCACACAUCCAAUCUGAUACUGCUAGUGUUUUUAUUGAGCAAUCGCUCCAAAUUUUAGAAUCUUCUCAACUAACGAAAGCAUUAGCCGCCCAACAUUUGCAUCUUUUAUCUUGUCAAAAAUGCCCUUCAGGCAUUCCCCCUUUAUGCGACCGUAUUAUAACUGUUUGUCUUACUCUUCCUUUUCCGUCCUUGGUAGUUGGUCAAGAGCGCCUAGCUGUACUAAACAAGGUAUUGAGUCAAUGCCCAAAAGCAUUUGCUCAAAGAGUCACCGACUGGGCUCCUUAUCUUUUAGCUUGCCUCAUGGAUGCUUCUAAACCCAUACGUGAAAAAGCGUUAUUGCUGGCAUUAGAUUUGAGUAAAUAUUUGUAUCAUGAUAAACUUAUAGCUCGUUCAAUACUUUCAAGCUUUCAUACUGAAAUUGGAGGUACUACCUUUAUUUACUUAAUUUCUAAUCAUUUUGAGCGAUUAGUAAUUGAAGAAGAUGAUGGAGUAUAUGUAGCUCAUGCCUGGGCUGCUGUAAUUUCAAUUUUGGGUGGUGCACGCAUAUCCUCAUGGGAGUACUUCAACGCCUGGUUGAAGAUUAUUCAACUUUGUUUCAACAGUGCGAACCCCUUAACUAAAUGCGCGGCUCAAACAUCUUGGAUACGACUCAUUCACGAAUUUUCUCUCUCAGAAACUCUUGUGCAGGCGAAUAAGCGUCUGACGCUUUUGUCUCAGCCUAUUGCAAUAGUUUUGAGUACCCGCAAUCUUCCUACAGUGAAAAGUGCUGCAAUGAGCACAUUAACCGCUCUCAUUUAUGCUUGUUUAAGGCCUGGAAUAUCAAGUCCGAUGCUCUCGCUCCUUUGGGAUGCAGUGGUCAUUAAAAUUAUUGAAAGGUCUGCGCUGAAAAGCGAGCAAACAAUGCCUGAAGCCGCUGAUAUACUUAUUGCAUUAUUUGACGCUUCAUCGAACAACUUUUGGAGGAAUGAUCGCCUUGUACAGCGUGAACUGAUUGAUACCAAGGAAUUACCUAAACUCAACCCAAAUUGGGUGCGUUCAAAUUGUCAAAAAACCGUUGAGCCAAUUAAUUCAUUAAUGUUGUUGGCUAGGCCAAACUACAGUAUAAAACAGAACCAAGGCCGUAAACAAGGCAAGGGAAUAAGCUAUGAACAUAGUUUCGUCCUUUGGACUACAUUCGUUAAAUGCUUGUCUAGCGCAGGUCAGAAGGAAAUAAAGAGAUCAGCUGAUACAGCUAAGGCUAUUUACUGUAUUUGUACGUCCUUACGCAAUUUCUUGUACGCAAAACGAUUACGAAAAGACGAGGUAUACAUUGAAAGACUUACUCGUUAUGCUUCCUUGGUUCGUUCUGCUGUCGAAGCUUAUGAUAUACAACUUUUCGUUGAAAAUUCCUACAUCGUUUUAAAGAAUGAACUGCUACUAAUGGAUCCCUCUUUGCAUGGUAACCAGGAAUCCAUAUGUCCGUUAGUAUAUUUAUUGCGUUCGAUGGCAAAGCUGACGGAUGGAACAAUGUUUUCAAUUUUACAUGCUGCCUAUAGUAGUAUUUUGUCGCUAUUAGACGAAAGUAACUUAAGUCUUGCCGUAAAACUUCGUUUGUAUUGGGAUUGUGUAUCUCCUCUUUCAGGGAAUGAUAGCUUGAUACUCGCGAGGGUUUUAGUUUCCCAUGAGGUUUCUCGGUCUGCCUGCGAGGCCUUUUUAAUAGAAGUGAAAAACAAGCAAAAGAGAAGUACCCCCUUUGAAGAAUUUUUGCGAAACGAACAUUUAAAUGUUUUGAAACUCUUGAAUUGGAACGUCAAGUAUUGCAGUAUAAGUGAUGCUGACAGUGUUGGAAAUCUACUAAUUCACUAUGGUAUUGCGGUUUCCAAUCUCUAUGGACAAGAUAAAGUUUUAAUAUCGGUGAUCGAGCCGUUUAUUCGCAUAUUAAAUGAAGGUCUAAGUUUUGAAUCUAGCAAGAUUUUCUCGUUUGCGAUGGCUAUAAUGAAAGUUCCGUUCUUGUCAUUUUUAGCUGAGAAUGAUCAGGCAUUGUUUGAUUCUGUUGAUUUUGAAAAGCACCGAAACAGUUAUUUUAAACUAAUCAAUAUGUAUAAUACGUUGCUCGUAAAAGCUUAUGAUUCUGACCAAAUGGAUUUGAAGUGCUUGUUCAUUGAAGCAAUAUCAAACUACAUGAAAAAUAUCCCGAAAAACUUAUGUUUACACACUGUUUUUGGGCUAGUUGAUGGCCUUUCUCGUUGGUUUUAUAUGGAAAACAUCGAUAACUCUUUAAGAAGCAGUUCGAUUUAUAACAUGUGUAUCGAAUUUUGCCAACUCGUACUUAAACUUAUCAUUGAAGCUGAGAAAAAUCCAAGUGAAUUGAUAGAUAAACUUUCUCCUUUAAUUACUAUCGGACUUAAAAGCAAAGCUGCCGAUGUUGUAGUGUCGUUUAUUUAUUUUUGGAACCAAACUUUGGGGUCCUUCGAAUCUGAAGAAUAUCCCAUUGAAUUACAGAAGACAAUAAUAGAAUUGUCGCAUGACCAUUAUAUCCGUUUGCCUUUCUCACCAUCUUUUUCCGAAUUUGAAAAAUUGACUACAGAACAAAACUUAGAACCUGAUAACGGAACCAAGGAAGGGAAUAAUGAUAAUAACUCGAGCGUAGCUUCUACGUCAAAUAGGAAAGAGAGCGGUUCCAAGAAAAAGAACAAGAAGAACAGCUCUAAUAAGAGAAAAGAGAACAAGUCAUCAGAAACGAAUGUAGGGGAAACCAGCAAACCGUCUGACAUAGAACAAAAUUUAAUGGAGAGUUCAUCCAUGCCUCAAGAUAGUGCUUAUGAUUCCAACAUGGCAUCGAAUGCCGCAGCUGUACAAUUGGUGAAUCCUUCUACCAAGAAUUAUACCGGUGAAAUUGGCAAAAGUUUUCAUGAAGAUCAUAGGAAAGUGAAUACCACUGAAGAUGUACAAGGCGAUAACGUGGAUAUAAGAUUUGACGAUAGCGAGCAUAUCGACGUUGCUGGCAAUGUUGAUUCAAAUGUUUCUACCGUAAACGAGCCUCCCGCGAUCAUAGAUGAGUUCAUUGACUCAUCCAAUGUAAAUACACCUGAUAUAAACAUUGAAGAAUUUUCCCUUGAGAGAAAUCCUCCAACGGAUAUUACUAAUGAUUUUAAUUCCAGUCAUGAAAGUAACCUUCUACGAAGAAGUAAUUCAAGGAUUGAAGACGUCGCUUUGCCCAAUCAAGUAGCAUCCGUUGAGCCGCAGACAGCCAAAGCAAAAAAAAGAGUUUUUGUUAAUGAAGAACCCGAAUCUGAGGCAUCCGCCUCAAAAGAGAAUAGUAAGAAACGGUUUACUAGUCUCCUGGCGGAAGGUGCUGACGGGGAGGUUGACCCCACUGUUGGCGUAACGAAUUUGAUUUCUUCUCUAGGCGAAUCAUCGACACCGUCAAAUGCUGUUCAUGUUUUGUCUGAAGCGACUACUCAAAUAGAGGAAUCUAUUCAUGGGAUGAGAUCGGAAGAUGUUAUUUGCUUGGGAGACAUUUUGGGUCGAUUACAAAAAGCUAUACUGUCAAGAAUUAACUAGGGAAAGUUUGAGUUCACAAAUCAACAAAGGUUUAUUUUUAUUUUUUUUUGAUCAUAAAACAAAUUUAUUAAUGGGUUUCAUAGUGGCAUUUAAUACAUAAUAUUUAUAACAACAAUGGACUAGUUUUAGAGAGUUAAAGGCACAGGUACAUGGGAGGACUUGAUCGUUCUAACAUCGUCAAACCAAACAUGUUGUAAAACAUCUUCAACAGUUAUACGGGCUUGAACAUCUCGGUCAAGCAUUCGAUAGAUAAGAUCAACACAUUCCUUCGACAUCUCGAAGGGAAUCCUCAACUCACCGUCUAAUAUUUCCUCAAUAUUGUAAAACGGGUUCUCGCGGUAAACGAUUGUGUAAAGUAAAAUACCCAAAGCCCAAACAUCCUGUUCUUUAC
Schizosaccharomyces octosporus yFS286 is the source of this 4648-nucleotide messenger RNA. RefSeq names its product telomere length regulator protein Rif1. Bases 154 to 4257 code for a protein of 1367 amino acids. The record is from RefSeq and is a predicted model, not a curated record. The transcript is spliced from 2 exons. Gene Ontology annotation, cellular component: nucleus. Lineage: Eukaryota; Fungi; Ascomycota; Schizosaccharomycetes; Schizosaccharomycetales; Schizosaccharomycetaceae. Gene Ontology annotation, biological process: telomere maintenance.